CUUAUAAUCUUAAAGCACAACAUAUGACGACAUAUGACCAUUUCCGGGAUUUCCGGCGCAGGAGGCGCUGGAUGGUUGUGGUGCUGAUCGGUGCUGAUAGACCAAAGGGAAGGGUGUGUGAUUGUUUUCCGACUGAGUUACAAAAAAAAAAAAGAAUGGUUACGUUAAACAGACAAAAUUGUGCUCAGGAACUUAUCAGAACCUUCAUAAUAUUAGAUUUAGAAACGACAGGCCUGCCAUAUGACAAACCCGUUAGAAUAACGGAAAUAGCAAUGGUUGCUGCAUUGAGAGAAGACAUACUUAAAUGUGGAAAUGAUGUGACAUGCGACGUUCUUGUGCCUAGAGUAUUGUCUAAAUUAACUAUUUGUGUAGAUCCAAGAAGAUCUGUUUCAAAACGUGCUGCAGAACUGACACACCUAACAAAUGAGUUGUUACAGCAUCACAGUCCAUUUGAUGAACAUCUCUUCAAUAUGUUGAAUGAAUUUAUAGAAAGACUGCCACAACCCGUAUGCUUCAUCGCACAUAAUGGUCUUCGGUUUGACUUCCCAGUCAUUCAAGCAGAGCUAUACAGAAUUGACAAGGAACUUCCUGCUCACAUUGUGUGUGCUGACUCCCUCUCUGGCUUCCGGAAGCUGCUUCAAACCACUAAACAUGUAGAAGGUUGCAGUAACAAGCCCAUAACUACUGAACCAAGUAGCAUAUUAUGUCAUGUCCAGCCACUGAGCAUUGGAAACCUUCAAGAUAUGAAAAAUACAAAUGACACAUGUGCAGAAUUUGUUAGCCCAACUUUAGAGUGGGAACAGAGUGAAUUAUAUUUGAAUGACUAUGAUGAAGCACUAUGCUUGCUGCCCGUGUCAGAGCAUAAUUUAGGAGAUCACACUUUCUUUGAUGAUGCAGAUGAUGAUCUCUGUCGCGCAGCUGUUGACGCAGUGGAAAGAAUGGAGAUAACAGAUGAAUGCAAAGUUAUAAUUCUUGACUCACCAGCAGUAAAGAAGAAUGAAGUCAGUGUGCUUCAAAAUGUUCUUGAGAAGACACCAUGUCGUCCUAUUACUGUGAGAAGGAAGCAUCCAUAUCAAGCACCCUGUGACGUGACGCGAAGAGUCGAGACUCCCAGGAGUAUUGAAGCAAGUGAGAGCUGUUUGAAUAGCUCCCAUCAAGUAAGAAAGAGACUCAGUUUCUCCUCAGAGAACAGCUUGCAGAUUGUACCAAGAUUCACACUUAAUGAUGUGUACAGGUUCCUCUUAAAGAAAGACCCUGUAAACAGCCAUUGUGCAGAGAAAGAUUUUCUCAGUCUUCUGGAAUGCAUUGUGAAAAUGGGCCAGAGUUUCACAGACUGGGUAGAUAAAAAUGCUGUUCAGUUCAACAGCGUAAAAAAGAUGGGCUAAAAUAUUUCACCUUUUACAAAAAAAACAGUGAAGUUCAGUUGAUCUGCAGAUUAACCUAAUAACGAUCUUAAAUAUAAUUUUAA
This is a messenger RNA of Cryptotermes secundus, 1468 nucleotides long. RefSeq lists its product as uncharacterized. The record is from RefSeq and is a predicted model, not a curated record. NCBI's taxonomy places the organism in Eukaryota, Metazoa, Arthropoda, Insecta, Blattodea, Kalotermitidae. The transcript has 3 exons. Bases 24 to 1385 code for a protein of 453 amino acids. Gene Ontology annotation, molecular function: 3'-5'-DNA exonuclease activity; nucleic acid binding. Gene Ontology annotation, biological process: DNA catabolic process. Gene Ontology annotation, cellular component: cytoplasm.